AUGGAUUCAAUCAAAUAUCUACAACACAAGCCUUUCCUCGCAUUUUUCACGGGCCUCCUGGAUUCGCGUCAUUUUAAAGAGCCUAGCGCCGUCGAGCCAAUCAAGGUCCUUGAGGUUGGUUGUGGUCCGGGUCAUUUUUCUGCUUUGCUGAAGGAACAAUAUCAAGAUCGUAUUGAUGUCACUGCGAUCGACCCAUCGGAAGAGGAUAUCCAGCUAUGCGCCGACCAUAAAGCGAAUGUCAAAUAUAUGGCAACCACGGUUCUUGACAUGGACCUUGAGCAAUACCGCGAAUCUUUCGAUGUGAUUCUAUUUUCCAAGUCGCUUCAUCACUGCGAUCCAUUAGAUGGGACAAUUGAUCAAGUUCACCGCUUCCUCAAGAAAAAGGGUGUCGUUGUUGCUGAAGAGUUUGACCGCAGUGCAAUCACCGAAGAGAGUGCGCGGUGGUAUUUCGACCGUGUUGAUCUCUUGAUGAGUGGCAAUCACCUUGUGGCACCUACCAACAAGAGCGAGAAUAUGCAGAAAAAAUGGCAUGCCAUGAUGGAUCCCACGAUGGGCUCUCCACUGGAACGUUGGCAAGCUUAUUUCUCGCACCACCACCAUCAUCAUCAUCAUCAUCACGGCCACGGCCACGGCCACGGCGAUGCCCAUAGUGACGAUCACCACCAUCACCAACAGGAGGGACACUAUAAGCAUGGUUUACAGGGCGAAGAUUUGUCAACUGCCAAAGCUAUUAAUGCAUCUCUCAAAAGAGCCUUUGGCACAGAAGUCAAGGUUGUCAGCAACAAUCCAUUUCUCCAUGGAAUGAUUGUGUUUCAAGGAUUGGAGGACUCGUCGGUGGGAAGGGCUGUCUUGGAAACGUUUAUGACCCAGGAAAUAACUGCCAUCAAGGAAGGAAAACUCAAGGGCGUCGGUGCAACUGCACCUACUAUCCGCAAGAAGAACGCUGUUUACCAGAAUAAUGUCAACAAGCGUGGUCAUGUCAAGUCAUCACUCGUGAAAGAAGAAAAAGGGUUUAAGUUUCCAGUGAGCUAUUGGGUACUUGGUGUUUUGGCAUUUGCUCUACUUGGAGGAGCUAUUCUACAAGUGAUUGACCUUUUCUUGUAA
Molecule: messenger RNA, 1104 nt
Organism: Zychaea mexicana
Lineage: Eukaryota; Fungi; Mucoromycota; Mucoromycetes; Mucorales; Lichtheimiaceae
Product: S-adenosyl-L-methionine-dependent methyltransferase
Exons: 8
Coding region: 1-1104 (367 amino acids)
Cellular component (GO): endoplasmic reticulum
Source: RefSeq, a predicted model, not a curated record